GUGAAACAGCUAGAAAUUGAUCUUAAAAAAUUGGAGUAAUGACCUAGUCAAGAGUCAUAAUCCUCGAAUCUUCUGGUUCUGGUUAAUAGAAAGAGAGCAGAAGAAGUGGGUUAUUGUGCAAGUUUGCAGAGAAAAGCUGGCCAGAGUGGAAAUGGAGCUGCCAAAAGAGUAUGGAUAUGUGGCUCUGGUUCUUGUAGCCUAUUGCUUCCUCAAUUUCUGGAUGGCUGGUCAGGUAGGCAAGGCCCGCAAGAUGUACAAGGUUCCUUAUCCUACCCUUUAUGCUUUAGAAUCUGAAAACAAAGAUGCUAAGCUCUUCAACUGUGUCCAGAGAGGGCACCAGAACUCGCUAGAGAUGAUGCCUAUGUUCUUUGUGUUGAUGAUGUUAGGAGGGUUUAGGCAUCCCUGUGUCUGCGCUUCUCUUGGAUGCCUCUAUAUCAUCACUCGUUAUUUCUAUUUCACUGGCUAUUCCACCGGAGAUCCUCAGAAACGUCUCAGUAUUGGGAAAUAUGGGUUCUUGGCUAUGUUAGGGCUUAUGGUGUGCACUAUCUCCUUCGGCGUCAGUCUUCUUCGAGGAUAAUAUCUUGUUUCUGACAUGAACUAUGGGUCAUUUUCCUGUAAUUUCUCAUACCUAUCUACCUACCAUCUAUGGCUUCUCCCUUCUUAUAACUGUUUUGUUACCUGUUGAAUAAGUGCAAAGCCUUUGUCAAACACAGUCGUGCUAAGAAAACAUUAGUUUUCUUGAGAUGUACUUUUUUUGAAUAUUUAUAAAAAUAUAAACGUUAGAUGGUUUCUCAAA
Molecule: messenger RNA, 796 nt
Organism: Hevea brasiliensis (rubber tree)
Lineage: Eukaryota; Viridiplantae; Streptophyta; Magnoliopsida; Malpighiales; Euphorbiaceae
Exons: 3
Coding region: 152-577 (141 amino acids)
Cellular component (GO): endoplasmic reticulum; membrane; nuclear envelope
Molecular function (GO): glutathione peroxidase activity; glutathione transferase activity
Source: RefSeq, a predicted model, not a curated record